This is a messenger RNA of Drosophila ficusphila, 2285 nucleotides long. RefSeq names its product ethanolaminephosphotransferase 1. Gene Ontology annotation, molecular function: ethanolaminephosphotransferase activity. NCBI's taxonomy places the organism in Eukaryota, Metazoa, Arthropoda, Insecta, Diptera, Drosophilidae. The transcript has 5 exons. The record is from RefSeq and is a predicted model, not a curated record. Gene Ontology annotation, cellular component: endoplasmic reticulum membrane; Golgi apparatus. Gene Ontology annotation, biological process: phosphatidylethanolamine biosynthetic process. The coding region runs from base 326 to 1603 and encodes 425 amino acids.
UGUGCGUGUGCAAGCGUGAAAAAAACAGCCGGCGGCAGCGGCGGCAACAGCAGCGGCAGAAAAGAAACAGUUUUUGCAACAAAAAUAAACGCGAGCUAUAGCUGAAAAUCGUGCCCGGUAUUUUCGCUUCGAAGUUCGGUUAACAUUCUGUCAUCAUGUUUUGACCAGCCAGCUAAUUAAGGUCUAAAGCGUUCAGGCGUUGCUUUUAUCAAAAAACCCCCCGCCUCCGCCACAAUCCUCUCAAAACCGUCGCGUGUUUUUCCGUUUAGAUUAAAAUACUUGAAACCCGCAAUUUCGCAGACAGAUCAUUUCAACUCUAUUCAAAAUGCAGAAGAUAAUCAGACGAUUAAUGGACCACCAAUAUUUGACGCGAGCCCAAAUCAAUGGAUUCGACAAUUACAAGUACAGCGCCAUCGAUACUUCCCCACUGAGUCAGUAUGUGAUGCAUCCCUUUUGGGAUUGGCUAGUCCAGUUCUUCCCGCGCUGGUUUGCGCCCAAUCUGAUGACCUUCCUGGGCUUCCUGUUCAGCGCCAUGAACCUAGUGCUGCUAUCCUAUUACGAUUGGAACUUUGAGGCCAGUUCCGGGGAGGAGGGCACCACACCCAUACCCUCCUGGGUCUGGCUCUUAACGGGCAUAAACAUCUUUGUGGCAUACACGCUGGACGGAAUCGAUGGCAAGCAGGCGCGUCGCAUCGGAUUGUCCGGUCCGCUGGGGGAGCUCUUCGACCACGGCUUGGAUUCGUAUACGGCCAUGUUGAUCCCGACCUGCCUAUACAGCAUUUUCGGCAGGAGUAGAGUAUACUCAGUGCGUCCCAUGAGGAUGUACUACGUCUGCCUGACGGUCUACUUCAACUUCUUCGUUUCGCACUGGGAGAAGUACAACACAGGCGUCCUAUAUCUACCCUGGGGCUAUGACCUGAGCAUGUGGGGCAGCACGGCCAUGUAUCUGGUCACCUGGUAUAUGGGCUUCGAGCGCUGGAAGCUCGAAUUAUCGCUGGGAUCCUUUGGAACUCUGCCGUUGGGCAAUGUGAUGGAGGCAGUGCUGCAUGUCAGUGCCAUGGCAAAUCUUCCACUAGUCAUCAUUAAUGUUUAUAACUCCUACGUACAUCGCACUGGACGCCUGCUGUCCUUUUGGGAAGCCAUAAGGCCCAUGUGGCCAUUCCUUACCUACUUUGUUAUUCUGCUGGCCUGGCCCUAUGUCUCGCCGAACGACAUCAUGGAAAAGGAUCCUCGCGCCAUUUUCAUGCUAAGCGGCACCAUCUUCUCCAAUGUCAGCUGCCGACUGAUUGUUUCCCAGAUGUCCGUGACAAGAUGCGAGGCAUGGCAUUGGCAAACGCCCAUGUUUGUCAUCUCAUUCUUAGUCAGCCUGUGGAUCCCGCUGCUGGAGAGGCCCUUGCUCUACAUGCUCCUGCUGGUGACCACCCUGAGUCAUUGGCAGUACGGCGCCAGUGUGGUCAAUCAGAUGUGCGAUCACUUUAACCGCGUUUGCUUCACUGUUCACAAACGGGUGCCCCAAGAGGAGUCCGCAGGAAAAGCUCUGCUGGCAGACAAAAUCAACCAGUCAGAGAAACAUCACGAAGAGCCAUUGGAGAAAAAGGAUUAGGACAUCGGAUUGCUCGAUUUUUAUUUAGCUGCGGGUUUUUUUUGCAAGGUUUUCUGUACAUCAUUGAGGCUGUUUAGUUAAAGAAUUCUUGUGAGAUUAUAUAUAAUUUUUUCUUAGUUAGAAUAUACUUAAACAUGGACUUUAUCCUAGUGCUACAGUAAUGUUGGAGCUUGUUUUGGCUUCUUUCCCAAUGACUACGUAAUGCUCUCUUCCAAUGAUAAUUUUAAAACACUACGGUUUAAUCACAACUUGACGUUAUCUGUAUUGAAUUCAAACUCUAAUGACCCAUCGUAGAUCAAUUAUCUGAACAAGUAAGCAUGACAAGUGAUCUGAUCUGCUGCUAGAAUAUCAAAUAAGUAUUAGUUGAUAGGUAAUAAUAGCGGCCAGAUAAGUUCCAAUCCAUCAAUUCAAUUAUGAAAGACAGAACCGUUUACUACUUAUUCUAGACUUUAGCUUUUCAAUUUUAUUGCAAUGGUCAUGCAUAAUCCUGAAACUAAAGAUAACGCUCGCUUCCGCUGACCUUAAAAAAAUAUAGCAACCGAUACUUCAAUGUUUUAUAUUCGUCUAGAGAUAAUCGAAUAAUUUCCAUGCGCUAUGCUUAAUUUAUUUCCAUUGUAUUACUUCAAACUGCUCCAUAAAAGCAAAUACACACACUACCAGCAAGCGUUUCUAACUAAAAUAA